This is a messenger RNA of Photinus pyralis (common eastern firefly), 3505 nucleotides long. RefSeq names its product serine/threonine-protein phosphatase 6 regulatory subunit 3 (gene fmt). The transcript has 16 exons. The record is from RefSeq and is a predicted model, not a curated record. Gene Ontology annotation, cellular component: cytosol; nucleus. The coding region runs from base 236 to 2656 and encodes 806 amino acids. NCBI's taxonomy places the organism in Eukaryota, Metazoa, Arthropoda, Insecta, Coleoptera, Lampyridae. Gene Ontology annotation, molecular function: protein phosphatase regulator activity; protein phosphatase binding.
GAUGAAUAUUAAAUAUGGUGGUUCGUUUGUCAUAGGAUAACUACUAGUUGCGAUUUUAUAAAUAAUUUUUUAUUCUUUAUCCGUACACAGCAAUUAUUGUAAAAAUUGUGAUAUGUAGCGUAGCGUAACUUAUUCUCGAUUAGUUUUAUCAGUUUAUACCAGUUUUGUUACAUUAAGGGUCAUUACUGAUGAACCUAACCCAACGGUUUCACAAAGAUUGAAAGGAUACGCCAAGAUGUUUUUUCGAACCUACACGACCGCCUCUUCUUCGCAAAUGGAAGCGGCUCUUGCAAAGAAGGAUGUGACUUUGCGAGAGCUUAUGGACGAAGAAGAUAUAAUUAACGAAUGCAAGCUGCAGAAUAAGGCUUUAAUGGAAUUUUUGGUCAAACCUGAUGUAAUAGAGGAAUUAAUAACGUUGACCACAGUAGAACCGUCGCCGGAUAUAGAGGAAUGCACACGAUUUAAAUAUUCAAACAUAGCUUGCGAAAUUUUAACAUGCGACGUUCCUAGCAUUAACGAAAGGUUGGCGAGCGAUCAGGCUUUACUUUCGAAACUCUGUGCGUUUAUAGACUGUGAGCCGCCUUUAAAUCCGUUAUUGGCUUCCUUCUUUAGUAAAAUAAUGGGUGUCCUUUUCGCUAAAAAGGCUGUGCAGAACUGGUUAUCCUAUGAGAUGACUUGCUUACAGGUUUUAGACUUUCUAAAGGCAAAAGAAAAUUUUAUUUCCCUGCUGCUGAGGCACCUGGGCACGUCCGCUAUUAUGGAUCUCACGUUAAAACUCAUGACACAGGUGGAAGGAGAAGUCAGAGAAAAUAAUUUAAAGUGGCUGAAUAGUCAACAAGUAAUGCAAUCUUUAGUGUCUUUACUGGACCCGUCUGUCGACUCAGAAAGACAUUAUAAUGUCGCUCAAUUACUGUGUGAUUUCAUUAAAACAUCUCGAGAAAGUUUAAAGACUGCGUUUAAAGAAAACUAUCCCAAUCCCUUACUUGAUACCUUAGAAUCACCUGAAACGAUAUCAUUAUUGAUAGAUCAUAUGCUCGGCGAAGAUAAAGUGGAAAGCUGCAUCGUGGGCGGAAUUCAAGUGCUUUUACUACUUUUGGAAUUAUUUGAAUAUGGCCACGAAGACUUUCCACCACGUAUCGGACGGUACAAUACAAUUGUUGCUAUCACUAACCGACUGGGCGACUUUCAGUUGUUAUUACUAGAUCCGCCAAAAAAGCAACCAAUAACGACGACGUUCGGCUUAUUAGAUCCACCGCUCGGCAAUACAAGGUUGCAAAUUACGAAACUAUUCGCAACGCUCAUAUCAACUCAAAACUACGAAGUACUACCCAAGCUAAUUAAAUUAGGUACCUUUAACGUUCUCCUCGAUUUAUUUUUCCAAUUUCCGUGGAACAAUUUCUUGCACACUCAGGUCGAGAGUUGCAUUAAUUUCGCUUUGACUCCCGCGCCUUUCGCCGACGCCGACAUUGAAGCCUUAUACGAAGACUUAGUACUUAAUUGUAAAUUACCAGAAAGGAUAUUAGAGGCGUGGAAGCAGAACAAUCAAAAGACGGAAGAUAAAAACGUGCGACAGGGUUACAUGGGCCAUUUAAUGAACAUAGCCAAUCUUCUCAAUGAGAACGUCGUAAACGACAUAUUGAAGGAUAAGUUCCCCGAACUGGCCGAAUCGUUUAGUACAUUUACACAAACGACCUUAAAGGAAGUUAUUAAUAUGCGUUCGACGGUGUUGGGAGGUGAAAUUCCGCACUAUUCAGACGAAGAAGUUGAUGAAUUUGGUGAUGCCGUUUAUCCUAAUGAACUUCAAGAACAAUCAUUUGCCCGUUACCAACUCAACAAUUUUGUUCCACAACUGAUGGAUAAAUACGAAUUUAAUGAUGAUUUUAACGAUACGGAUACAAUGCAAACAAUAAUGGACCAUCGAAUGAACAUGAACUUUGAUCUUUCGGAGGGUAUCACAGUUCAACCUCAAGAAUUGUUUAAACAAGUAUGUGCUCAAAAUAUUAGUACAUUAGAUGAUGCAGAUCAAAUAUUUGAAGAUUUCAUGAAUACACUUGAUCCAGGUCAAAUAUUAGAAGAUAUCAUGAAUAAUAGCACAGCCGAGAAGCAAGUUGAUAAUAAUUUCGGAACAUAUAACGUUGACAGCGAGGAGGAGGAUGACUCGCCUCCCGUCGAUGAGGACGACGCUUUUCUCAGGCUGGACGGUCAAUUGGCGGGAAAUAGUGAAUCGGCGGUCGCGCCGAUCAGUAUGGGCAACGUUUGGAGUAACAACGAGAAAACGGCGGCCGACGCCGACAAUAUCGGUUGGGCGAAUUUCAGUUCGGCGUCGUUCGACAACUUCGAGGCGAACUUUGAAAACGCGACGGACGACGCUCAGCGGGCGGUGGCGACGGACAUUAAAGUGGAAAAUCUCAAGUUAAAUAGCAACGAACCCGAUUAUUUCGAUAGUAAGGGGUUCGCUCAGAUGCUUAAGGAGGCGUUAAGUCCCCUCGCGAGUUCGAUCGAGAGCCCCUUGAAAGACAUUCCAGAAUCGGAGAUUCAGCACACCAAUAAGGAACUUAGAUCGGCCGAAAAGAAAGAUGUAGAUAAUCGAAGUAGUCCGAACGUCCCGACCCACGAGCCCGACGACAAGUUGCGGGAGCAACACGGAGACAUAUGAGCAAAAAGCGACAUAUCACUUUAGGAAGUGCUGAGAUUGUAAGUGCGAAUAUUAGGAACAUUUCCAUAAGAAUUUUGUAACUCUUACCUUUAUUAAUUGGCCAUCACAUUUAAAAGUGCGAAUUUAAAUUUUUUACCCAUAACUCGUCCCCGUAUUAUUAUUAAAUUAAAAACUCCUAGUUGAAUACUGUUGUUUAUUUAUUGCAGUUUAUUUAAGAUUGUGUAUACAAAAGGAAAACCAGUGUAGGAAAUAUUUAUAUUUUUAUUAAAUAAUUUGUAUGACACCGUCGUGUGAAUACCUAAUAAUUCAGUGCAACUUUUUUUGAAGUACAAAUCUAUUAAUCGGCAGUCAGGCUAGUGGAUAGCGUUGUAAAGUUUCUUUUAAAUGCGGAUGAAUGGAUACACUGUUAAUUUGUUGUCUUGUCGCAUACAUAUUUUGGGUGGUCUUACGCAUUUCGACAUAUCUAUGAAGAGGCAAUUUCGAUUUUCAAAAGUAGAAAUCGUUUUUGAAUUGAAAACGCUAGAAGAUUAAGCCUGUAGAGUUUAUAAUUUUUUUGUUGUGUAAAUGUAUAAAUGUGUUUAUUAGUUAAGCGUAAUUGUGAUAAUUUGAAAGUUUGGUGGUGUAUCUAUAUAAAUUAUAUGAAAAGAGGGAAACAUCGGUCUAAUUUACCAAUCGUUCAAUUACCUUUAUGGCACAAGUCGAAAUUUGAUAAAAGGUUCACUAUUUUUUCUAAAUAUUCGUAAGGGUUUAUGUGUUGUACCGCAUUUAGUAGAAACUUGUUUUUUGUUUUUAUAACAAAAGAAUUUAUUCGAUAACAAGUGUGGUGAUGGUGCUGAAAAUUCUAAAAAA